CUCUCGCAUGAAGAACGAAUUGCUAAAGCGAAGGCUGAGAUUGCGGCGAAGAUGGCUUCUUUCGGUGUAGGCAAGAAGUUAGGUGGCCCAUCUCCCUCUCAGUUCACAGUCCCGGCGCUCUCUUCAACCUCCGCCUCGUUACCUGCUCGUCCAGCGGCAGCUACGACACCCACCCUCAACCUUACUGAGAUGGCUAGACAAGUAGCGGAAGCCAAGAGGCUUGCCGCUACAAGUCUGGCGAACAAAGCGGUACAACAGAACCCGUAUCUCUCCCUUCCUACAGCUGGGAAAAAAAAAGUGGUACCUGAACCUGCUCCGGUGGGAAGCGGACUCAAGACAGCAGUUCAUCCGCUCCUAUUAGAUCCUGCACCAUUGGCGCCGCAAUCCAGCAAAGAUCGCUACAAACCUAUGCAGCCAAAAUUUGCGUCUAUCAAGGCGAAUGCAAGGAUAGCCUCAGCGUCGCCUGCACCACCCACUCCCCCUUCUCGCCCGCCAUCCACUGCUGAGCCUUCCAAUCCGUACGCCACAACGUCCACAACACUCGAAGGCGGAUUUCAAGGUGCUCCGAGAAUGCGCGUUGGCGGUACUUUCCGAUUCAACCCCAAAGGCAAGUACGUCCAGCUGGCGGAGCAGAUGAGGAAAGAGGCUCAACUCGGGGCCAUCAAGCAGCGAAUCGCCGAACGCGCUGCAAAGGCUGGUCUCGACAGCGAGUUUGAGGUUCUGGAGAAGAAUAUUAGAAGUGAAGCCCCGCCUGAAGUUGAAUGGUGGGAUGUUGCACUAUUGCCAAAUAAGACAUACGACGACCUCGACCUUGGGAUGGACGUGGUCAAGAUCAGGACUGAGGAUUCGCCCAUUAAUGAGUAUGUCCAGCAUCCCAUACCAAUUCCAGCGCCAUGGGACAAGAACGCAGUCCCACUGAAGCCCUUGAAACUCACGAAGACGGAAACGAAAAAGAUACGCCGGAACCGCCGGAAGGCCGAGCAGCAAGACAAACAAGAUCGUAUUCGUAUGGGUCUCAUCCCACCAGAUCCGCCUAAAGUUCGCCUCGCGAACCUAAUGAAGGUUCUAACUUCUGAUGCUGUUCAAGAUCCAACCAAGGUCGAAGCGCGUGUUCGGCGUGAAGUUGCGAUGCGCAAGCUCGCUCACGAUAAAAUGAACGAAAGUCGCAAACUCACGGACGAGCAGCGCAGGCAGAAGAUUGAAAACAAGAAGCUAGAAGAAGAGAAGAAGGGCUUGUUCGGAGCAGUGUACAAAAUUAAAACACUCAAGGAUCCAUCCCACAGAUUCAAAGUGCGAAAGAACGCUGAACAGUGUGGACUUACGGGUAUUACACUCUUCAACCCGAACUACAAUCUCGUCAUCGUGGAGGGUUCGGCGAAAGCCAUCAAGCAAUAUAAUCGACUCAUGACGGUCCGUAUUAACUGGACCCAAGCUGCUCAAGCUCGUCAUGGAGAUGACGAUGAAGGCGGAGGCGAAACUGAAGAAAAGCCACUCAAUCCACUGGAAGAAGAGGAGAUUCUUUUCAAUCAGAACCACGAAGGCGAAGACGAGGAGGUUUCAUUGGAAGAUAACCGGUGCGACCUGACGUGGGAGGGUCCCUUGCGAGACCGGGCAUUCAAGGCAUUCAAGGUCCGAAAUUGCCCAACCGACACGAUUGCCAAGGAUGCAUUGGGCCCCAGAUGGAUGGGCCAUUGGGAUCUUGCGAAGUCGUUCAUUCCUGAGGAAGAGCUCUGAUUGUAUGCCUUGUCCUCGGCGAGCGAGAAGUUAGCCCGAUAUCUCAUCCAAUUUUUCCCCGACAAAGUACAUAAAAUUACAAAUCGAGUGCUUAUGAUACAUCCAAAUGUCGUACUUUACUCUGAGUGGGAGCCUUCAAAACAUGAAGAGAAUCU
Cantharellus anzutake is the source of this 1889-nucleotide messenger RNA. RefSeq names its product pre-mRNA processing factor 3-domain-containing protein. Gene Ontology annotation, cellular component: U4/U6 x U5 tri-snRNP complex. Gene Ontology annotation, biological process: mRNA splicing, via spliceosome. Bases 52 to 1734 code for a protein of 560 amino acids. The record is from RefSeq and is a predicted model, not a curated record. The transcript is spliced from 8 exons. Lineage: Eukaryota; Fungi; Basidiomycota; Agaricomycetes; Cantharellales; Hydnaceae.